Phanerochaete carnosa HHB-10118-sp is the source of this 2708-nucleotide messenger RNA. RefSeq lists its product as uncharacterized. Bases 76 to 2484 code for a protein of 802 amino acids. The transcript is spliced from 14 exons. NCBI's taxonomy places the organism in Eukaryota, Fungi, Basidiomycota, Agaricomycetes, Polyporales, Phanerochaetaceae. The record is from RefSeq and is a predicted model, not a curated record.
GUGCGCUCGACGUACUUCCUCUGCCGCUAUGGUCGGAUACAGGCUCUGUACUGGGCCCUCGGGAGGGGAAGGCUCAUGACUCCUCAGGUCAUCGAUACACUCCUGUCGUCCGGCGCUCACAUAUCUCGGUACUUGGUCCAAUGUGCCAUGCAUCACUAUUAUCGUACCGCUCAAGUUCCAUUCAUCAAGACGCUGUGGGUCCGCUCAAUGAGCUUGGACGUCUUUACGUACUUCCAGAUGGCGGCUGUCAGGCUCUUCGGGAACGUACCGUUCGGCAAGGGGGACGACGAUGGUGCGAUCAUGGAGGCGGCCAUUAAGGACAGCCGAUUCCCCGUGGAGCAGAGAAAAGUGAAGUUAGAAAGCUUGCAGGAAAUCUUGGAGAAGUACAAGUUCAUACCCUUUUGUCACAGAGAUGCGAUGAUGGCGAACUUCCCUCUCGUUCUUGCGAUAGAACCGAGCUUGUUGCCGUAUGCACAGGCUAAUGGUUUCACGAUGGAUCAUAAGUAUCGAAAUUUCGUCUUCCGGAAGAUGUUCGAGAAACCCGCAGCGACCUUUGAGGAGCGGACGGAAGAAAUCGUGAACAACGUACGUGAGCUGUCGAGGCUUAACGCGCGGAUGUAUGUCAGCCGUACUGUUGCCGCAGAGAUAUGCAUGGAAGCAAAGCAGAACGAGACCGCGUACAACGCGUUGAAGAGGUUAAACAAGGAGGGACUCUUGAAGUUUGAUUUGGCACUGGUCGUCGAGGACCUCAUUAAGACGUUCUCCAGGACUCGCUCAAUAACGUUCCCCCAUUUAUUCUGCGUUCUACGGCAACUCUUUCAGGACUUUCCAUCCAACGAUCGUAAUGUGCGACUUGUGUUGCUUUUGCAGGUGUUCCUCUCAGAGAGCACCUUUACAAUUGGCCCGCCGAUGGGUGACAACCCUCCACGUAACUAUGUGGACAAUUGCGCAGAGAAGAUCCAGGCCAUCAACCUAGACCCAGUGCAACGAUCUGACCUUGUCGAGGUUCUCGCCAGCAAGUUCGCCCCGGACCGUUUCAGGGGCGUACUCGAGUACGGUCGUGUGGCUCUGAGCAUGUCGAAAGCCGAGAUCGAGGAACUUGUUCAAGAAGUGGCCUUUAGGUGUCUGGAGGUUGGUUGCAAGGGAAGGAUGCUACAAAGGCUAGUCGAACUCUAUCCAUCUCUGGAUGAUGCCAUUCGCGUCCAGGUAUUACGAAAAUUCAAGCUGGAUGUCGGGGACCUGCCGCCUUGCCACGACACCAGAGCUUGCAUGAUGUACGAGGCGCCCCUGUGCCAGGACUUCGUCAUGCCGCGAAUGAGCCUCUCGGAACGAGUCGCGGAGCUACGGCACCAGGGACUGGGCGGCAUUCAAGCCUUGUCGAUUGUCGAUGCGGAGAAUAGUUUGCUCAACGAGGAAGGCCGUGGCGGCUUACAUCUCCGAGACGAGAGAGACGACGACGAUCUCGGCCGAAUUGGUCAGGACACACUGUCAACCAUGAUUAGGAAGGACGAGCUAGGGCCCACGCGCGGCAGACGGCGGAUUUAUGACGCAUAUCAUCACUAUGAAGACAUGACGGGCGGUAAACUGACCUAUCCUGCAGACAAUAUGAUGGUCGGGAAGUGGAUCCGGAUGCACUAUGGUUUACGUAGUGCGGUCACUGCGGUGUUUAUGAUUCAUGCCAUACUUAACACCAACCCGAUGGUUGUGCAGCCCUAUGUCUCACAUGAUCAACCUGAGCCGUCUGCGCAUCGUGUUCCGCUUACUCUCAAGCAUUUCAAGCUGUUGGCCCGUCUAGGCCGUGCACCGCCGCUUGCUAUGAUCGACGACAUUGAACACGGCACCGACUUCUACUUCUCCGAAGAAGACUACUUGACCCUAGAGGAUCUCAGUGCGACUCCGAGCAAGAAGGGGCUAAAGAGGCGAUAUUCACGCGCGAGCAUCAAAAUCAGGAUAGCGCCUGAAGUUCAGGCUGAGCAAGACACAAGUGUCACGACGCUCAGGACUGCUGAACCGUCUUCGUCACAGCCUUCCUCAUCAUCGACCAAGAGGCCACGUCGAAGUGCAGCCUCGUCUACGAAGCAAUAUGUCGUGCCAGACAGCGAUGAUGACAUGAUUUUAGAUGACACCGACAAAAUUGUGGUCGAGUCCAACCGCCCGUCAAAACCGCGCAAGGUCGAGACGAGUCUACAGAAGUGGGUCAAGCACCUGACGGCCCUGUUACAGGCGGAACAAAGAAAGGUGAAAGAGCAGAAGAAGCUACUCCGGGCUGCCACUGCCCCAGGCACUAAGAUCCGGGUCGUCAAGAACGAGUUCGUCAAGAGCAUGUCCACUGCCCUCGUUCGCCUUCGCAAGGUUGAGCGGGAGAAGAGAAUUCUAUUGUACGGCAUAGACGUCCCGGAUGAGGAACCGAGCUCGAGUGAGGAAGACGAAUACCACGACCGGAUGGCGCGACCGCCCAAACGGCGCAAGAUUCGUGCCGAGUGAUAUCUGGCCUGCUGAUAGGGGUCUUCUCUCUGGCAUCGACAACAUCUUGACUGCAUCCCAUACCCCUUAACGCUUCGUGACUAUCGUCAUCAUGAUAUCCCCCGUUCCUCGCUGUCGCCUCGCCACAGCACACAUCGCAUUCUAUUCAUCACACAUCGUUGCCUUGUAGCAGAUCUCUAAUGUUUCCCCAAGUAUACACUAGUGUACGUCCGUCCUUCAUCCCG